UGAGUCGGUGACUUGAGGAAAGUUAUUGACUCCAAUCGCGCACUCUAAGUUUUGUCAGGAACUCAGCAACGUUAAAGAUUUACACACUUACAUUAAACUCGUAUUUAAUAUUUAACACUAUGAAACAAGAAAAUUCAUGACAGGAUGUGCCAAUCCCGUCGAAGAAAGAUAUGAAAUUUUGGUUUUUCUAAGAAAAUCAUAUUUUCUUUGGCACCGCCAGUCAGAGGUUACAAGAAGCAAGACACUGUGGCGACAGGUUCUGCCAACUUCUUCUGUCAUCAUGGAGCAAGGUGAUCCUAAUCUUCCAGGCCCAUCAGGCUAUGUUUCUGGAGUAAAAGACAAAAAGAGAAAUCGCAGGAAGGGUAUUCCACAGAGGCUUAGUCAUUUUGCCGAGAUACUAGAAGAGUCAUCUGAUGAGGACCCUGUACAACCCAGCAAUAGUUUAUUUACGGCGCAUAUGCCAGUGUUUUCUUCAUCAAAAAGCCCAACAAAGCGGAAACGAGACGGGAGUUAUAAGGAAGGCGUGCAUGCUGAAGCAGAGACAGAUAUUCUGCUGAAAAGAGACGAAGGUAAGGGGACAAUUAUAUGGGCACCCAAAGAUUCGCAUAGCUUGGCCUUGAAUCGUGAAGAUUGUCAAGAGACCAAAAGAAUCUCACGAAGCGUCCACUUGAACGAGUAUUUUGAUAUUAGAGCAAAAGGAAAAUUCAUCUCAAAAUCGUUGGACGAGGAAUGCGAUACUGGUAUUUGUGAUGAUCUCAAAGGGGUGUGGUUUAGAACGGGACGAGUGAGUGGACAUAACAAGUAUGGAAAUGUAAGGUUUGUCAUUCAAAUGAACACUUUACUGCAGUAUCUGAACGAGAAAGCCGUUUUCAAAUUCUAUUUGUAUGAAGUAUUCCAGUCAACAAAUCAUUGCGCAAGUCGCUUCAUUAUUGCGGAAGAUAGGGAUCAUCAGAUUCCCGGCGAUCUAAUGCCUUACGAUUACAGCGUUCCAGGUGGACCUUGGCAUGCAGAGCAAAAUGACAGGGGGAUACUGGUUCACAAGGUCGCUAAUGCAAUUAGGGCUUAUAAAUCUGCCGAAAAGUACCCUUUAAAACACGAAGUUGAGUUCUUCUUGAAGGGACGUGAAAACAUAUAUGCAGAUCUUUAUUUGUAUGUCCAUCCAAUUCCGGAAAACCACAGCGAAGCAAAUGACAGUGAAGGAAUGUGCUACAAGUAUCAGUCGGUAACUUGUCCAAGAUCAUCAUCUCCUUGUCCAUAUGCCUUACCCAAAGCUUCAGCCUCCCUGGAAAUAGAGGAGGACUGGACUCUCGAAACAUUUGCGAUGUACACAGUAUGGAUGAUUCAAAAACAAGUAGAGGAGAAACUGUUGUGUCUUGGUUGCAACGAAGAAGUCUUGCAAACUUACGGUAAUGACAUGAUACCGAUUUUGUUGAAGGUGAUGAUGCAGAAAGCCAGGCAAAUGUUCGCAUUUGUCUUGAGCAGAAAUCGCGAUGAUUUGGAAGGUGAAGGAAAACGUUUCGAAUGGGACAGACGAGUAAAUAUAAUGGAAGAGCAUAAACAGAUGUUAGAAGUUGUCAAUAAGCAUGUUGAUGAAUACAUAGAUGUGUUGAGAAACUAUAUACUUUGCGAGAAAACUUUUGCCCACAUGGCUGAAUCGGGAAAAAUGGAACUUCAUAUGGCCCAGAUGGUGGAAUCCAUGACUGAGGAACUUUACGAAAUAGUUCACAAUGAUAUUGAAAACCUAGCUGUUGAGAUGAGGAAUGCUUUGCAGAAAGAAAUGGUGGAAAAAUAGAUGGGAAGCAUGUUGGAGGAGAGAGUUCAUAGCUUGAAACCCAUUCUAAGGUUUUAUAAUGUGACUAAAUUGGGUUUAAAUCUAUUAGAUAUUAACGUUCGUAUUUGAUUUUAUAGUCAUUCCUUCUGUUAAGAGUCUUUUAAAUAAAGUUCAUUGCCAAGCAACUUAAUCUACGUUUUGAUAAGCUAUGCUAAACUUAUGCUUCCAAUUGGUAUUCUCCUUUUUAGUAUUAUGAAAUUUGUUGUAAUGCAGCUAGCACUUUUAUACAAGUUCAUGAAGAUAUAGGUAAACUGAAAAUUCUGAAAUCCAUGUUUUGACGUUGAUAAAUUGUGCAAGUGGUGAAAGAUCAUUUCUAAUAAGUUUCGUAAAGGUUACUGAUAGGAAAAGUGAAUGGGCAAAAUGUGCACACUUAAUUCACAGCACUUAACCAAUCCAAGGCAAGAAAGAACCCUAAAACUUUCAAGUUGAAAUAAAUUUCUCCCUGAAAAUAAGUUAUGCGACAAAAGGAACAUAGAAACGUCUUAUUACGUAGUGGUGUGCAAGUUGAUCUCUUCAAACUUUUGUGAUAAUGAUUAGUGUAAAAUAUCGUCCUAUGUCAUUGUAUCCAGUGGGGACAUAUCUAGUUUUGGUGGAUGUUGCAGCAGAAAAAAAUAUAUUGUAUACAGCAGACUCAA
Molecule: messenger RNA, 2466 nt
Organism: Macrobrachium nipponense
Lineage: Eukaryota; Metazoa; Arthropoda; Malacostraca; Decapoda; Palaemonidae
Exons: 4
Coding region: 137-1792 (551 amino acids)
Source: RefSeq, a predicted model, not a curated record